This is a messenger RNA of Fibroporia radiculosa, 1689 nucleotides long. RefSeq lists its product as uncharacterized. Gene Ontology annotation, biological process: proteolysis. Bases 1 to 1689 code for a protein of 562 amino acids. Lineage: Eukaryota; Fungi; Basidiomycota; Agaricomycetes; Polyporales; Fibroporiaceae. The transcript is spliced from 13 exons. Gene Ontology annotation, molecular function: dipeptidyl-peptidase activity; serine-type exopeptidase activity. The record is from RefSeq and is a predicted model, not a curated record.
AUGAAGGCCGUCCUCGCCGGCUUGGCCGCCCUCCCCCUCGUAGCAUGUCGGCUCAACGUCGACUCACACGCUCUUCAUCUCCUCGGACCACAGGGUGUCAAUCUAUGGAAGCUGAACGCGCUCGCGACCACGGAUGCACGUACCGCGCGUCAUCCCCACGCGCUCGUCGUCCAGCAGCCGCUGCAGUCUCUUGAUGAGCCAUCGGAGUUUCCAGCCCAUUGGUUUACACAGCCUUUAGACCACUUUUCCAAGACGCCUCAUACUUUUAACCAGCGAUACUGGAUCAAUACGCGUCAUUACAAGCCUGGAUCAAAUGCGCCUGUCAUAGUUCUUGAUGGAGGAGAGACAUCCGGCGAAGAUAGGAUCCCAUUUCUGGACACGGGUAUCGUGGAAAUUCUUGCAAAGGCCACGGGCGGGGUCGGUGUAGUACUGGAACACAGGUACUAUGGGGAAUCGGUACCUGUCGCGAACUUGACCACGGACUCUUUGCGAUGGCUCAACAAUGACCAAUCGGCCGCGGAUUCCGCCAACUUCAUGGCCAAUGUAAAAUUUCCGGGAAUUCACGAAGAUCUCACGGCUCCCGGCACUCCUUGGAUCUACUACGGGGGCUCAUAUGCCGGAGCGCGCGCAGCGCACAUGAGAAUUCUGUAUCCGGAUCUUGUUUAUGGGGCGAUUGCAUCUAGUGGUGUGACUCACGCAGCCAUCGAGCAUUGGGAAUACAUGGACAUUAUUCGACGUGCUGCAGAUCCAGAGUGCUCAGCUAAUAUUCAGUCAGCGAUAGAGGCAAUUGACACUAUCCUGUCUAUUUCGCAACUACGAACACCGCUUAAGGGAUUAUUUGGUUUGGCCGGUCUGGAACAUGAUGAGGACUUUGCCUCAUUGCUCACGAGCCCAAUGAGCUCUUGGCAAUCGAAGAACUGGGAUAAAUCAAUCAGUGACACCGGAUUUGAGGAAUUCUGCGUUGCUUUGAACAAGUCUGUCGGCGGUGAAUACAUCAGCGCUCAGUCACCUGGAUUAAUCUAUGACGACAACACGAAAACCCUUGCCUUGCCAGGCGGUCUCAAGGUUCCCGUACUUGUAUACAAUUAUGCUCAAUACAUUAAAGAGAACGUUGUGUCCGAAUGUCCUGAAGAAAUUUCAGUUGAAGACUGCUUUGGAACUUAUGAUGAUGCUAAAUACCAAGGAACGUCUCUCGAUGAGACUUGGCGUCUCUGGUUAUUCCAAAUUUGCACUGAAUGGGGCUACUUUUUUACUGCUCCCCCAGAAAAUCACCCACGAAUUGUAUCUAACCGUUUGGUUCUUGGAUACGAGACGAAACUUUGCCAACAGGCCUUCGCUCCUGGAAAGCACUUCAUUGUUCCGCCUUUGCCGAAUAUCACCGCUGUUAAUUCCUUGGGUGAUUUCGCGAUUGCCGCGGACAGGCUCGCGAUUAUCGAUGGAGAAGUUGACCCCUGGAGGCCCGAUACACCUCACAGCGACUAUGCGCUUCCUCGUGAAGAUACCCUUUUGAGACCGUUUAAGCUGAUCCCUGGCGGUGUUCACCAUUAUGAUGAAUAUGGCCUCCGUGACAUGUCCGCUGAGCCACCCGAGAUCAAGAAGAUCCACGAGGAGAUGAUCGGAUUUGUCACAGAAUGGCUGAAGGAUUGGAAGGCCCCGAACGAAUCUGACCUCGCAUCUCGCAAGCUCUGA